AUGCCGCUCUUCUCUCUUCCCGCACACGAGGCGGACACGCCGCCGGAGCCCGUAGACGCGGGCGGGCGGCGGCAUUCGUGCGGUGAUGGCAUGGAGCUGUGCUGCCGCCUUACCGCGGCAGAGGAGCUGCAAGGCCACCUGCGCGACUGCUUCAGCCUCUUCGCCUCCCGCUUCGAGCACACCGCCGUCUCUCUCGCGUGCAUUCGGGCGCUUCUUCCGUCGUCGCCGCCAUCGGCAGGGAGUGAGGCACUUCCCGGCACUCCACAGGCAAGCGAGGCGGAGGCGGACGCGCCACGAUCAGGAGACGGCGCCUUCGACGUCUCUACCGUGGUCACUGUGCUGUUCCUCCACGUUGAGGACAAGCUGGGCGCUUGUCUUGGCGCCGCUGGUGGAAGCGAUGACGAAGCCAAGACACCGCUGCUGGGGGUUGUCGUCGCCUUCCAGUACUGGAGGGGGUUUCAUUGCGUUGCCGAGCGUCGUUACGCCUCGGCAGCAGAGGCGCAGGACGAGGUAGCGGCACUGGAGAGAGGGAAUCUUACCGUGCCUGAGCUUCUGAGGAUGCCGCAGUGGCAGCGGAUUGGCGUACCGGCGGCGGGGGCGAGCCCCUCGCCUACUCCGGGCAGCGGCCACGCCGAUUUUACAAGCCCCGGAAGCACCGAUAUGACGUCGGGCUUUUCUGGUGUAGAGGGGAAUACAGUAGCGAAACAUGGCGCCGCGUACGAGAGUCUGAUGGCUCUGAUGGUGGGCACGUAUCUCUGA
This is a messenger RNA of Leishmania mexicana MHOM/GT/2001/U1103, 759 nucleotides long. RefSeq lists its product as hypothetical. The transcript has a single exon. The record is from RefSeq and is a predicted model, not a curated record. Lineage: Eukaryota; Euglenozoa; Kinetoplastea; Trypanosomatida; Trypanosomatidae. Bases 1 to 759 code for a protein of 252 amino acids.